ACUCUGCAGCUGGUAGCCAGGGACCCGGUCCCUCCUGCGCGCCCAAGUGAUGGAGGGGAAGAGAUUCGCUUAGACACACACACGCGCACACAGCUGGGCACGUCUCCGGGAGGCAGCUGCCGGCUCGGGCACUCUGGGGGCCGGGCGGCGGCCGUGACAGCGCCAGCCGCGGGGAGCGGGGCGCCUGCACAGCUUGGCACCGGAGGCUCGAGGACGCAGGAAGGGAAGAUCCCAGUCACACUGAGUGUUGCUCUUUUGGGCGGAUUGGGAGGGAGCGGGCUGCCCGAGGAGCUGUCACCGAGGACGCCCGAAGUCUCGCCCUCUGCGCGCAGGGUCCGGGGCUGCGCCGGUGCCCUCGUGGGGCAAGGAGGAUGCGCACCUCCCCCCGCAGAGCGGCUGCGGUCUCCGGCACUGCGCGGACUCCGGCUCCUGCGGCCGCCCGUGCCGUGCCCGCGCCACGGGAGCGCGCCCUGCCGCACCUGGUUCCAGCCUCUCGGGGAAGUGCAGGAAACGCGCCCUAAACUCCACUACUUCUCGCCCGCCUGCCCCCCCGCCCGGCUCCCCGCCUCAGACCUCGCCGCCGCCGCCGCCGCCGCCGCCUGCGUGUGGGGCCCGCCCGCGUCUUACUCACACGCGCCACGCACAGCCCUGUUGGUUUGCUCUCAUUCACGCCGACUCGCUCUCCGCCGAGCCUAGCCCGGGCAUCCGAAACUACUGGACCAACUGCCGUCCGGACCGCAGCAGCGGCCGGGUGACCCCACGCGACCCGCCGCCGACCCCGCGCCCUGAGGCUCCCGCCUGCGCCGCCACCGCCGGGGACCAUGGUGAGCAAGGCGCGCUGCCCGCCUCGCGCGGGGGAGGGGCUUUGAGACCUCUAGAUUUGGGGGGAAAUGAGAAGGGGCAAAUCGCCAAAGGGAAGCAUCCGGGUGAUGCCAGCAAAAAAGCACUUUGUGGGGUUCGGUUCUCCUGGGCGCUGCCUGGGGAAGACUUUUGAGAGGUUUGCUUAGGACCAGAGGUUAAACUAGUGCGAGAUGAGAAACGGCGGGGGCAAUUCCUGGGGUAAAAUUAGACAGAAGGUGUCAGUCAGCCUGCCUGUCUGUUUCUCUCUCAGACUCUCCCAGAGCGCUGGGUAGCGCUCUCUUUGAGGGAGAAAGGGAACACGCGUUUACUGCGCUCGCCAGAGUUUAGGGGUUCGCGUUCGGUCACUUCUGGGGUGGCUGUGGAGCUGUUUGGAGCGCGAGGGCAGCUUUGGGACAGUGGGGGCCUGCGAGGCCCCAGCAGAGGACAGGCAGAGGGCAGGCAAAGAACAGGCAAAGGCUAAGUUAACAUGUGGGUGGGGUGUUUUCUCUUCCCAGCUGGCCCCUCCCACACCCCUCACAGCCCCACUUUAUGCAUCUCUUCCCACCCAACACACACACGCGCGCGGGCGCGCGCGCGGGAUGGAUGCAGUCGAGGGGUGGUCAUACUGUUACUACUAACAAGUCUGAGAGGUCGCUGUCGCUACUCACUGGAGCGCUGAGACUCCUGCUCCUGUUACUUGGGCGACCACCUUGGUUUAGGGCAACCUGCAAGGAGCGUCCAGCUUAAGGUGGAUGUCUUUACCUGGAGGUUCCAAGCGCCCAGCAAACAAACAACUCCGGAGUCACUUCACCUUGAGAUAAUCAGAUACUCACUGUCUUCAGCAUUGGUGUCUUCCAUUCUCAACGGCAUUUCUGGUGGCCACCCCAGGAGUCUCCCUGACCUGUUUUAAAACCCUUGGAAAUUAAGGAGAGAAUCCACUACAUAUAUUCCUUUGAAAGUUUCCACCAUCUAUGUUCAAAAAUUGCUGAAUGAGCACAAGGAUUUGAAGGUGCUAAAGCAAGGCAUAAACCAAAAGGACAGCCAGUAGGUGAGGAGAGGCCAUGGAAUACCCGCCAACAAGAUAAUCAUCGCUGGAAUAAUAGGGACCUGUCUGAAUGUAGGCUGCACAGUCCUGAAGGUUGAUGGAGGGCCAUGCUAUUCAAACAGCAGGCGUGGCUGAGACAGAAGCUCCUGGUGCUGGGAAGCCUUGCCGUUGGGAGUCUCCUGUAUCUAGUCGCCAGAGUUGGGAGCUUGGAUAGGCUACAACCCAUUUGCCCCAUUGAAGGUCGACUGGGUGGAGCCCGCAGUCAGGCUGAAUUCCCACUCCGCGCCCUGCAGUUUAAGCGUGGCCUGCUGCACGAGUUCCGGAAGGGCAACGCUUCCAAGGAGCAGGUUCGCCUCCAUGACCUGGUCCAGCAGCUCCCCAAGGCCAUUAUCAUUGGGGUGAGGAAAGGAGGCACAAGGGCCCUGCUUGAAAUGCUGAACCUACAUCCGGCAGUAGUCAAAGCCUCUCAAGAAAUCCACUUUUUUGAUAAUGAUGAGAAUUAUGGUAAGGGCAUUGAGUGGUAUAGGAAAAAGAUGCCUUUUUCCUACCCUCAGCAAAUCACAAUUGAAAAGAGCCCAGCAUAUUUUAUCACAGAGGAGGUUCCAGAAAGGAUUUACAAAAUGAACUCAUCCAUCAAGUUGUUGAUCAUUGUCAGGGAGCCAACCACAAGAGCUAUUUCUGAUUAUACUCAGGUGCUAGAGGGGAAGGAGAGGAAGAACAAAACUUACUACAAGUUUGAGAAGCUGGCCAUAGACCCUAAUACAUGCGAAGUGAACACAAAAUACAAAGCAGUAAGAACCAGCAUCUACACCAAACAUCUGGAAAGGUGGUUGAAAUACUUUCCAAUUGAGCAAUUUCAUGUCGUCGAUGGAGAUCGCCUCAUCACGGAACCUCUGCCAGAACUUCAGCUCGUGGAGAAGUUCCUAAAUCUGCCUCCAAGGAUAAGUCAAUACAAUUUAUACUUCAAUGCCACCAGAGGGUUUUACUGCUUGCGGUUUAAUAUUAUCUUUAAUAAGUGCCUGGCGGGCAGCAAGGGGCGCAUUCAUCCAGAGGUGGACCCCUCUGUCAUUACUAAAUUGCGCAAAUUCUUUCAUCCUUUUAAUCAAAAAUUUUACCAGAUCACUGGGAGGACAUUGAACUGGCCCUAAAAUAAUAUGUCAUACAACACUAUGUGUUGUGCCUGGAGACACACAAUGUCUCCUGUAGAUUAAAAUAUGCACUUUUCCUAGGCAGAGCUAUCCAAGUCAUUUUUCCACGUAUACUUGUACAUAUGCAGUGUGUGACCAAAUAUAAGAUCAGUUCUUUUUCUACUGAAAAUUUACGAAAAAAAAAAUUGCUGUCUGCAUAGUCGCAUCUUUUAAGCUAUUUACAAAAGAGAAGAGGUGGUGGUAUUGGGGGAAAGUGACUUCAGCUAUUCUCAAAGAGUUAGUCUUCCUUUGAUUCAGAAUUUGUCACCCGCCAUUUUCAUAGAUUUAAGCCAAAAGAUAAAUGUGUGAAAAUGUACCAAUGGCUGCGAAGCUUCAGGAAGUAGAGGAUCCAGUGAUGCAUUUUUUUUUUCCUAAGGGAAAGCUGGCUCUUUAAUUCAGAUGCUGAAUUGGUGCCAUGAAAACAGAAAAUGCUAUUUUCUUAUUAUUUAAAAGAAUGUCUUAUCUCAUAAAACUGACAUUGUUCCAAAGUUCUUGUGGUGAUUUUGCACUGUUGUUUUCUCGUAUGGACCAUGGUGUCACUUGUAGCAUGUCAAUCACACAUUGGAAAGUCAAGUCCUUUUACUUCCAUGUUGUAUGUCAACAGAGAGAAAUGUCAUGUACAUAAUGUAUAUUGUUGUAAAUACUGGUUUCACACUAAGUAAUUCUAUUUUGUAAACUGAAUAUGGCUAUUUAAUUUAUUGUGAAAAUUAAAUUUAUUGUGGUAUUUAAAAAUGGAAUGGAUUAAAAUUACUCUAUGUGCAAUUUUUGUUUUUUUUUUUACUCAUUUUGUUUUACAUGCCCCCUGCUGGCUUCCAAAAUGGAAGCUGUUUACGUGCAUAUGAGAGCACUUGGAAAGAUGUGCUUCCCUGCUGGAUUUCUGUACCCUUGUGAAAAUGUAUUUAUGAAGUGAGGUUGAGUAUAUUAAAAAAGAAAAACCUCAACCAUCUGGAAAUCAAGUAUAAUAGCCACCUCAAAGAACCCUAGUGCUGCUCUGCUACAACUUUGUAACAAUUAAUUUACUCGCAGUUGCUGCUGCUCAGGAAGAGAGACAAGGAAUAUUUUAACAGAAUCAAGGCAUAGAAGAAUCACCAUUUUAUUUGAACCUCUAAUCAGAGUCAGACCAGUAGAGAAAUUAAAUAAGAUUAGAAAACUCUGUACUGAAAGCUGCUGAUGCUUCAAAAAUGAAAACAAGAUCUCACAACUCUCCCUGUUAGUUGAAAAUAUAUCAAUUUGCUCUGAAAGGAUUCAGCUGCCUAGUGUUGCCAUUACUAACAUAAACAUAUGGCUCAUAUUUCCAUCCAGAGAAAUUAAUGCUAAAUUGGUGCCUCGCUAACAUCAGAUACACUGUAUUAUGCUUAAAUAUAUUCAGUAAAAUGUGGAAAGGGGUAUUAACAACGACAACAAAAAGAUGGAUUUUUUUUUUUUCUCACAAUCACAGUUGCUAAUCCAGUGGGAGAUGUUUGAGAGAGUUUUGUUCAACAUCACAGUGAGAGUGCCUAGGGAAAUCAGAAAAUUACAAUGGAUUCCCCUUUGAUUGUAAUAAGUGUUGAUUUUCUCCAUGAGUUGUUUAUCCUGUCCAGUGAUUUGAUGGUGAACUUUUCUAAAUAAAUAGCCCUUUCCCCUC
Messenger RNA from Pan troglodytes (chimpanzee), 4696 nucleotides. It is a transcript of the gene HS3ST5, whose product is annotated as heparan sulfate-glucosamine 3-sulfotransferase 5. The transcript is spliced from 5 exons. Bases 1993 to 3033 code for a protein of 346 amino acids. NCBI's taxonomy places the organism in Eukaryota, Metazoa, Chordata, Mammalia, Primates, Hominidae. Gene Ontology annotation, molecular function: [heparan sulfate]-glucosamine 3-sulfotransferase activity. The record is from RefSeq and is a predicted model, not a curated record.